CGGCGAACCGCAGUGUCGACGGAACAACAGCCGGCAACGGUUCACAACCCAAGAAGUGGCAAUCCCCUCUCUCUCUCUUGUUACAAACUUGUAACAAAACCGCCGUUCUGUUCUAAAGGAGUGAGUGACAGUGUCUGGAUUUCAGGAGGGAAAACACCUGUUACGGCGGAAAAACCCAGAGACUUGGGCCGUGAUUUUGGGAGUGAAGUGCGAAGCUGGUUUUUUGGACCUGGGAUAGUUCGUCAAACGGAACGCAAGAUUUAUUUGUGAUCCGGAGUGGCUCUUUUUUAUUUAAUUCGUCGAAUCGCGACAGCUUGUGAAAAGGUCGGCCAGCCAGCGACUGUGGAAGCUCAUUUGGCUGUGCACUCACUCGGAAUAAUCUGUGCCCGACUUUGGAGCGACCAGUAGCAAGCAAACAACCAGCCAUGAAUCUGCAGCAGCAUGCACGUGCCGGACAACCCACGGCCGGCAACAGCAUCCAAACGACACCGGCCGCGCUAAUCCUCCUGCUCGGUGUCCUGCUGAUGGUGAUGGUCAGCGCUUGCAGGGCGGAUCCGGCGCUGGAAUCCGGCAGCAGCAGCCUGUUUGGCGUCGACGACAAGCACGUUGGCGACAAACGGCCGUUCUUCGUGGGCAGUCGGUACGGUCGGUCGCACAUAUACGGUGCCAAGGACAUUCGCCAGGUCAAUGUGGUCCCCCGGAAUGAUCGUUUUUUCCUGGGAUCACGUUACGGCAAAAGAUCGGACGCGCUGACCAAGGAGAUCGAAACGGACAACAACAACGGUUCGGCGGAGUUGACCUACCUGGCCUGCAUGCACACCGGAGUGUCCAAUCUGUACCGGUGCUUUGGCAAGGAGCGCGAUCCCAGCGGAUCGGCAAUCCAGCAAUACGCCGCCAACAACCUGGACUCGUCGAAUUAAGCAAUUAAUGAAGUGCAGUGUGCAGGCAGGAGACUCGCCCACCAAGUCCAAUUAUAUAUCAAAAGAACCACACUAACCAUCACACGACGAUGCUAUCAGACUAGACCCACCCUCACGCCGGCUGCUAACAAAAAAAAACAAUGGAAAAUUUAAAAAAAUAUGGAGAGACACCUUGACUUUACGUUUGAGCCUUCAUGAUUUGCGUCUCUGACUAAAACAAGAAUCACGCAUUUUUGGCUCCACUUGCUGAACAGAAGUCCAUAAAAGUUUGAAGUUUCACCCUAAUUGGUUCACGCUUUUUGUUCAUCUCGAAAAACUUCAAACGACACCAGGCUGGGAGAUUUCUGUUGAGCGAAUUCGAUGCCAAAAAGCCGCUUAAAUCUUGCGUCUAGUUUAAGGAGAAAAAAAAAAACGACGUUUCAACAAACUGUGAAAGUGCACCGAAUGAAGGCGUACGCGACUAAGCAUCUCGACUGUUUGUUUGCCAUCGAGAUGAUCUCUAUAUAUGAACGUUUAUGUAUAUUUGAUAUUUUUGAAAAUUGUUGCAAAUAAAACAAAAGAGCAAAACACAAA
Messenger RNA from Culex pipiens pallens (northern house mosquito), 1493 nucleotides. Its product is annotated as RYamide neuropeptides. The record is from RefSeq and is a predicted model, not a curated record. The transcript is spliced from 4 exons. Bases 426 to 920 code for a protein of 164 amino acids. Lineage: Eukaryota; Metazoa; Arthropoda; Insecta; Diptera; Culicidae.